Molecule: messenger RNA, 990 nt
Organism: Microdochium trichocladiopsis
Lineage: Eukaryota; Fungi; Ascomycota; Sordariomycetes; Xylariales; Microdochiaceae
Product: chromatin modification-related protein EAF7-domain-containing protein
Exons: 2
Coding region: 1-990 (329 amino acids)
Biological process (GO): regulation of transcription by RNA polymerase II
Cellular component (GO): NuA4 histone acetyltransferase complex; nucleus
Source: RefSeq, a predicted model, not a curated record
AUGCCUCCCAAGCGCAAGUCCAGAGGCGGCCUCGUCGGAGGCUCGACGCCAAAGACGCCGACGCCACUGCGCGACGAGGACGCCAUGGACAUUGACACUCCCGGCUCCGAGACCCCCCAGACAGCCAACACCCCCACCGCCGCCUCCGCGGCCAAGUCCGCCAACGCCGCCGCCGCCGCCGCCCAGAACGACGAGGACGUCCUCAACAACGAGUGGACCGACGACCAGGAGGCGUCGCUCUUCAAGGGCGUGAUCCGCUGGAAGCCCUCGGGCAUGCACAAGCACUUUCGCAUGAUUGCCAUCUCGGAGCACCUGCGCAACCACGGCGUGAACCCAGAGGUCGAGCUCCACACGCGCAUCCCGGGUAUCUGGAAGAAGCUGCGCAGGUUCUACGCGACCGACCUGAUUGACGACCGCGACAACAUGUUCGACCCGGAGGGCGAGGAGCUCGAGGACGUCUACAACGACUUUGAGCUGCCCGAGGACGACUACCACGACCUCAUCUACGCCCGCGCCCCGGCCGACCCUAGUGAGGCUCCCACAUCGCCGGCGCAGAUGGACCUGGACAAUCCCACCGCGGGACCGCCGUCAGUGAUCGGGAGGAAGCGGAAGAGAGGCGGUGCGGCGGCCGCGACAAGAGAAGGGUCCGUGACGGGUAGCACGUCCAAGGCUCAGCGGUCCAGCACUGUCGACGACACGGACCAAGAGACACCUGCUCCCAGUAGUCCUGUGACCAGGAGUGCUCGAGGCACGCGCAGCUCCAAGCGUGCGGCGGCGGCAAAAGCACAAGACGCUACCAAGGACAAGGAGAACGAGAAUGAGGACGAGGAAGAGGAACCCAAAGAUGACAGCGACGAGGAGGACGACGGACCAGAAAAGCGAACACGCAAGGCGGCUGCGGCACCAAAGACCACGAGAAGCACAACAGCAAGGGGCAGAGGCCGCGGACGAGGUCGGGGACGUGGCAGAGGACGGGGCCGAGGCAAAUGA